Xiphophorus maculatus (southern platyfish) is the source of this 6636-nucleotide messenger RNA. It is a transcript of the gene ptenb, whose product is annotated as phosphatidylinositol 3,4,5-trisphosphate 3-phosphatase and dual-specificity protein phosphatase PTEN-like. Gene Ontology annotation, cellular component: cytosol; plasma membrane; nucleus. The coding region runs from base 537 to 1880 and encodes 447 amino acids. The record is from RefSeq and is a predicted model, not a curated record. NCBI's taxonomy places the organism in Eukaryota, Metazoa, Chordata, Actinopteri, Cyprinodontiformes, Poeciliidae. The transcript has 10 exons. Gene Ontology annotation, molecular function: phosphatidylinositol-3,4-bisphosphate 3-phosphatase activity; protein tyrosine phosphatase activity; inositol-1,3,4,5-tetrakisphosphate 3-phosphatase activity. Gene Ontology annotation, biological process: phosphatidylinositol 3-kinase/protein kinase B signal transduction; protein dephosphorylation; negative regulation of cell population proliferation.
UGAAAGCCACUGAAUGUCCUCCAUACUGCCGCGGACUUGACGCUCUGUGGUCGCUGCUCGGAGAUUGUUUUACUCUCCGCGUUGCUGCAUUUAAUCACAGCGUCUUUGCAGUUCUCCGAGGCCGGGAACAGUUCCCUUGGAUCUGUCCGGAGGUAAUGGUCUGCACUGGCGAGCGACGCGGUGGUUCUGUGUCUGGACCGGGGGACCUGAACAUCCGGGCCCACAGCGGGAGCAGCCCCUGAGCUGACCCAGAAAGCAGCGCCGACGGCCGGGGGCUGGCUGUCCACACGCAUGACGGUUAGCAUCCGGUUGCUGCUGCGGAACCCGGAGAGAUACUCAGGCCGUUGACUGCUGUGAGAAUAUUUUUCGGAGGAUUUCUAGUGUUAUUCUAUCAUUUCUGUGGAGCUUGGAGGGCUAGCGAGGAGCUAGCUCAUAGCUAGCUGUCGUCGUUAGCUCAUCUGUCCUAAGCCGACAGAGCGGGGCAUCGAGGGUUCCCAGCCGUGCCCUGGUGCUUGGUUAACGGACCUCUGGGAACUAUGGCUGCUAAUCUAAUCAAGGAGAUCGUUAGCAGGAACAAGCGGCGGUAUCAGGAGGAUGGGUUUGACCUGGACCUCACUUAUAUCUAUCCCAACAUCAUUGCCAUGGGUUUUCCCGCUGAGCGACUUGAGGGCGUCUACAGGAACAAUAUCGAUGAUGUCGUUCGGUUCUUGGAUUCCAAGCACAAGAAUCACUAUAAGAUCUAUAACUUGUGUGCAGAGCGACACUAUGACACUUCGAAGUUCAGCUGUAGAGUGGCUCAGUAUCCAUUCGAAGACCACAACCCGCCACAGCUGGAGCUAAUCAAGCCAUUCUGUGAGGACUUGGAUCAGUGGCUUAGUGAAGAUGAGCAUCAUGUGGCUGCCAUCCACUGCAAGGCAGGAAAGGGCCGCACUGGAGUCAUGAUCUGUGCCUACUUGUUGCAUCGAGGGAAGUUCCAGGAAGCUCAAGAGGCCCUAGAUUUCUAUGGAGAGGUCCGGACAAGAGACAAGAAGGGUGUGACCAUUCCCAGCCAGCGCCGCUAUGUCAUCUACUACAACUUCCUGCUCAGGAACCGGCUGCACUACAGACCUGUGGCCCUGCUCUUCCACAAAAUGUUGUUCGAAACCAUCCCCAUGUUUACGGCUGGUACAUGCAACCCUCACUUCGUGGUCUACCAGCUAAAAGUGAAGAUCCACACCUACAACCCUGCUUAUACUCGCAGGGAGGACAAACUGAUGUUGUUUGAGUUCCCUCAGCCACUACCUGUCUGCGGAGACAUCAAGGUGGAGUUCUUUCACAAGCAGAACAAGAUGAUGAAGAAGAUGUUCUUACAUUCUACAGGAUGUUCCGCCAAUCCCGUCUUUCCAGUUAAAUCUGAGUUUGAGUUUCCGCAUGGAUCUUCAGGCAUUCCUAAUGAUGAAGCUCAGGAAAAGAUGUUUCAUUUCUGGAUCAACACAUUCUUCAUCCCAGGGCCAGAGGAGUCCUCGGACAGACUGGAGAACGGUAGCUUUGCAACACUUCGAGAUCUUUCUGACAGAAUGUUUCAGAAUCCAGAAUUGAUGAUGGGGAGUGAGACCAACGACAGAGACUUCUUGGUUCUGACACUUGACAAGAAUGAGUUGGAUAAAGCCAAUAAGGAUAAAGCCAACAAGAACUUCUCCCCAAACUUUAAGGUCAAACUGUUUUUCACAAAGACUGUGGAGGAAGGAGCCAACUGUGACACGUGCAGUAUGUCGACCUCAGUGACCCCAGAUGUCAGCGACAACGAGCCGGAUCACUAUCGCUACUCGGACACUACAGACUCAGAUCCUGAGAACGAACCAUUUGAAGAUGAUCUCCAUAGUCAGAUCACAAAAGUCUGACACACACACAGACACGCACAUAUUCAGUGUAAACGUGUACAUAAAUACACAAGGCCAGGAACACUGGAUGGAGACCAGUAUUGGACUAGAAGUCUGGGCCAGAAUUGAUCUGUGGACUCGGGGUCUAAAGAGCUUGGAUCAGAUAAUGACACCAAACGUAUUUUAUCUACUCGGUGCACAACCAAACAAUCAUGAUGGGGUGAUCAGUUGGAAGUGGCUGAGGCACAGAAUGGGACAUUUUAACAGAAACUGAGUAAAACUUGAAUCUCAGAAAGUCAGAGGUUUUCUUCAUUGAGGUAAACCUAACCUUUCCUAGAAUCUUUUAUUUCAUCUUUUUUUUCUUUCCUCCAGAAGAAUGUUUUUGUUUUGAAAACAAAAAUAUUCUAACUUUGUUUCCAUUUCUGUCCUGUCUGAGUUCUGGCUUGGUUCUUCUCUCUGAGCAUUAAAUUCUUGUCCAAAAUCAUGUCAGCUGCUUUCCUUUAAAUUGAUCAUAAUCCAAUCAAGAUCAGGAUAAAAAAAGAUUCAGAUGUGAACCCAGAUGCACAGAAGUUCCAGAAAUCCAGAAUUUUUUAAAUUAGAACAUUUGGUUGAGUUUGAUCCCAACGCUCUGGUAGGAAGCUUGAGGAGGAUGUAAAGCAGUCUAGAUCACAGCAGGAUAUUUUAGUUUGCAGAUUUUCUGGCUAAUUGUUAACCAUUGGUUUAGAAUUUAUUUUACUAGUCAGAGCAAGAAAUCUUUAAGGUUAGCUUUGGAUUCUGAUCCUAAGAUGUCCUCCUGACAUAGUGUUGUGGAUUUCCAGCUCAGAUCGAUUCAGGACUCUGUAAUAGUAAUAAUUUAUGGGGUUCCAUGUGUCACUCAGAGGGAGUUUCCAACCCUGUUAAUGAAAUCUACUCCAAAUCAACUGGCAUUUUGUCAAUCAGUUGUUGGAGUCUGUCCAAUUCCAGGUAUAGGAAGUGUGUUCUGUUUUUCUCUAGCUUCUAUCUGUCAUUAACCUAAACAGCAAACAAGCUCAUCUCUCUAACCAUCCCUGUUCCGGAUGCUUCAGCCUUGUAAAUAUUCCUGAACAUGUUCAAUCCAGCUAGAAAAGCUCUUCUGGUUGUUCGGCAGCUUUCUGUUAGUAUUAUGAACUUAUCAUAUAAGCUACAGAGCCUUCUGGAAAUGCAAUCCAGGUUUGGGAAGGAUCAUGAGGUCUUUAGAAUGACUGGUCUGAAACUGUUUAAGAAGGCUGUGCCCCAUCCCUCGGAGUGUCACUACAGCUAAGCUGGUUCUCUGUAAGGUUUCUGGUGCUAAAACAUUUCAGAAGGUUCAAUGAUAGAGCCUCCUAAUGGGCCAGAUUUGUCAAAUCAGAAGUGCUUCUGAUGUUUAAGGUAAGGUAAUUUUAUUUAUAUAGCACAUUUUCAACAAGGCAUUUCAAAGUUCUUAACUUAGAUUUUUUUUUUAUGUUUAAUGUUUGUUCAAACUGAGAUAAUGUAAUCUAGACAGCAAGUUUAAAUUUUUCUGAAGCUACUUAGAGAUGUUCCAGUUUAGAUCCUGACUCUGGUCAGUUUUUUCCUCCUCUAGUUUUCCAUAUUUUUUUCCUCUUAUGUUGCAUCAGCGCUGUAACUCUAUUUGCUAUGCAGUCUUCAGAUUGGAUCACACGGAAACUGACUUAGCUGGAGCGUAUCUGACUAUGAAGGACUCUUGUCUCUUAGUUCAGAUCCGUGAAAACUCUGAAGUUGUCUAAUUGGAGAAGUUUCACUGGUCAUGAAACUUCGCCAUCUGGACCUAGAUCAAGUCCAUGGGGUGAAAGCUGAAGCUCUGAUCACAUAUUGGAGUGGUAGAACCUUGUAGAACAUUCUCUCUCAGGGUCAGAUACAGUCUCUUCCAAAAUGGACAGUAAGGCAAAUUGCAUUGUUUUUGUUGAACAAUGAAGACAUUUGGGUUUAACAUCAAAACAUGAGCAUGACAGAAGAGUUCAGAAUGUCACCUUUUACUUCCUGGUUUGUACAUGUAGAUGUGUUAAACAACUCAACACAUACCACCCUUUCUUUGAAUCCACCCAUUUUUCAAAUGAGCCAAACUAUUGGAACACGUGAUUGAAAGGUGUUCCUUGUUGACCAGGUGUUGCCUUUAACGUUGAUUGUUCAAACAUUUAAAUAGCUCUGCUUGACUAGUCUACUUUUUGGCUUAUGCUUAAACCUAGUAGCUAGGAGUUUCUUGUUGAAGAGGAUAAACCAACAUGAAGACCAGAGAGCUGACUAUGAGAGAAAAACAAGCCAUUUUGAAGCUGAGAAAAGAAGGGGAAUGAAUCAGGCCCAUUGGCCAAACAAUGGACAUAGCAAGCACAACAAUUGGAAUGUUCUGAAUAAGAAAAAAACUACUGAGCAACAGACGGCAAACAGGCCAGCUAAGGAAAACAGCAGUAGCUGAUGAUAGAAAUAUUGGGAGAGCUGUGAAGAAAAAUCCCAAAACAUCAAUAAGUGACAUCACUAACGACCCCACAGUGCAGGGCUGAACAUAUCACAAUCCACUGUUCAAAGAAGACUCAGAGAGCAGAAAUAUAGAGACUAUACCCAAAGAUGCAAACCACUUGUAAGUAGUAAGAAUCGGAAGGCCAGAUUGAAAUUUGCAAAGAAGUACAGAGAUGAGCCAGAAAAGUUCUGGUACACAAUCUUAUGGACUGAUGAAACCAAGAUUAAUCUCUACCAAAGUGAUGGAAAGGCCAAAGUUUGGAGAAAGAAAAGAGCUGCUUUGGAUUCAAAGCACACAAGGUCAUCUGUGAAGGAUGGUGGAGGAACAGGCUCAUUAUUUUUUAUUGAUGUAAGUGAUGAUGGUAGCAGCAGAAUUAAUUCAGAAGUGUACAGAAACAUUUGUCUGCCAAUUUACAGGGAAAUGCACCCAAACAAAUUGGGAGAAAUUUUAUCAUGCAGCAGGACGAUGACCCAAAACACACAUCCAGCAAAACAAAGAACUUCAACAGAGGGAAAAAAUGGAAGGUUUUAGACUGGCCAAGUCAAUCACCUGACCUUAACCCAAAAGAGAAUGCAGUUCACCUCCUGAAAUAUUUGAUUUGGGGGAGGAACCCUCCGAAACAAACAAGAACUGAAAGAAGCUGCGGUAAAAGCCUGGAAUAGCAUCACAAAUGUAGAAUGCAACAGCUGGUGAUGUCAAUAGGUCGAAGGCUUGAGGCACUCAUUACAAAUAAAGGUUAUGCCACCAAAUAUUAAAUACUAUUCACAUUAAGUUUCUUUGUUCUUCUGCUCACCUAAAAAUGCUGUGGUGCAACACAAAUGGUGAGAUAUCCAAAUGUGCUUGCCACAUCUACUGUAAAAACCAGGAAGGAAAAGUUGACUUUCUGAACUCUAGUCAUGCUCAUGUUUUGAUGUUGAACCCAAAUGUCUUCAAAGCAAUUUGCCUUGCUGUUCCAAUACUUUUGAAGGGGACUGAAAAUUUUCUGUCUGGUGUCGGUAAGGGUUCGAUAUGUCAAAUGAAGGCUUAUGAAAACAGAGAACUGACAACUGGGCAAAAAUUGUUAGGUUUCUGAGAGCUGUUGAAGUUUUUCCAACAGUCUUCCAAAUUCCUAAUCCUGUAUCAAUGAGGAAGCAUUCCAUAUUGGUUCUUGGAGCUUUUUUCCCCCUCCAAAGCUUAAUGGUUUAGGGUUAAUAUAAUCUUAAUGGGGGAUUUGGACUUUGUAAGGGAAACUGCCUGGCACUAGGAGUUAAGGCAGAAUUGGCUAAAUCAGAACAUUGACCAGCUGCUCAUUUUCUGACAAGCGUCAGGUGGAUGAAUUUAUGGCCUUUCCUGAAGGUGCUGAUAUCCUAAAGUGUCUCAGAACUGAUCCUCAGAUAAGAUUCUCAAAUGUUUAGAUUUGUUGAGUAAGAAUUGGAACCAGUAAGGUGUUCAAUUGGAAGCACAAUCCUGUUGAACUCCCUGUAUGAAUAGCGACAAGCUCCAAGAUAACGCCUCUGCUUGUUCUGGAUCUUCAGCCCAUCUCAUUGGGUUUCAGAUGCUAAGCUGCAGCUCAUUCAGAAAGUUCACAUGUCAGAGGCGGGUUGAUUCCUGCUCCGAAAAGUGGGUUCUGGACUUUUGAAAUGGGUUUUGAGUGGACUAUAUGGAUCAGAGGUAUUAACGGUCAAAUCAACUGAGGGUCAUUUGACUUUAUCAGACAGACCAGGAGACAGAAUCAUGUCUUAUAAGACAUUAUAUAUCACAUUGCUCAUGUUUGAAUCAAAACUACAGUAGGUUUUGAUUUGACCAUUUGGGUUCCAUUUCAAUCUCCAUUCUCAUCAACAAAAAGCUCACUUGGAUGUUUGUGUGAUUUUGGGUUGAAGUGGUCAUUGGUUGUCCAGUCAGUAACUUUUGUUCAGCUGAUUAGCAAAAUGUUGUUCGUAUGUUGGUGUUUGAACCUGUACAUUUCAUGACAUCAGUGUUCAGUUUUAGUGGAAUAUCUGAUUCUGCUACUCAGUGGAUAUUUUAAGUUCCAAACAAUAAAAACCUUCAAUCACAACUGUAGACUGUUCCUGUAGAAUGGCUGUCAGUAACACAUUGACAACUUCUGAGUUGUGAAACCAUCAGCUUCAAAAGAUGUUUGUAAAUGUUUUUCUUUCAGUCAGAAGUCAAACAGCAGAGUUGCUGUGACACUUUGAGUUGUUACUAUACACAUACAUUAAUACACACAUAUUAUUCUGACCCCUCCCCUCUUUUAUCUGCCGCUACCCAUUUUAUAAUGGAAAAAAACAAAAAACACUGUAAAGUGAAUAAACUAUUUAUAAACAGCCA